Molecule: messenger RNA, 773 nt
Organism: Nycticebus coucang (slow loris)
Lineage: Eukaryota; Metazoa; Chordata; Mammalia; Primates; Lorisidae
Gene: CXCL13
Product: C-X-C motif chemokine ligand 13
Exons: 4
Coding region: 39-350 (103 amino acids)
Biological process (GO): neutrophil chemotaxis; antimicrobial humoral immune response mediated by antimicrobial peptide; chemokine-mediated signaling pathway
Cellular component (GO): extracellular region
Molecular function (GO): CXCR chemokine receptor binding; chemokine activity
Source: RefSeq, a predicted model, not a curated record
GGCUCACAGCUGCCAUCGGGACUCCACCUCUAGGCAGGAUGACACUGACCUCGGCCUCUCUGCUGCUUCUGCUGCUGGUCAGCAGCCUCUGUCCCAUCCAGGGAGUCCUGGAGGCCUACAACACAAGACUGAAAUGUAGAUGUAGCCAGGAGACCUCAGCUUUUGUCAGCCCACGCUUCAUCGAUCAGCUUCAAAUCUUUCCCCGGGGGAACGGUUGCCCAAAGACAGAAAUCAUACUCUGGAUGAAGAAUAUGUCAAUUAAGUGUGUGAACCCUCAAGCCAAAUGGAUUCGGAAAAUAAUGGACAUUUUACAGAAAAAAAAAAAAGUUUCAUCUUCACCAGUCCAGUGAUUAAGAGAAGUCUUUCCUGAUGCCAGUCCUCCCACUUCCCUUCUCCCCUUCUCCUUGCUCUGGAAUUUUGCUUUUGUGCUUGGUUGAAUCUUUUCUAAGAAAAAGAACUUCUCCAUAUAAACGAAUGUGAGGCUAUAUGUAAGAAUAACCUUGCAGAAGCUGGUGGGGCAAACUCAAGCUUCUUCACGUACCGUUCCACAAACGUGGAAUCACAUCCUUGUUCCUUAGGGAGGAAAGUUUCUGUGAGAAUAAUGACUUAUUCAUUGUAUGGGAUUCUUUUGAUAAUACACCCGUUGUUUAAUGCUAAACUUUCCUAGCAAAUGAGAGAAUGAGAAUUUAAACCUCAAAUCUGAAUAUGUGGCUUGAACUAAGAAAAUCAUGGAAUUUAUUUGAAUCAUUUUACCCUGCAAGAAAAGCAGGCUU